GUUUAAUUCUAAUGCCUUGUUUUUCCCACAAGACACAAGGGUUUGAACAAAUUUGGUUGUGGGCUAGAGCCACUCUACUUUUCUUUAUAUCCAAUACUAAAAUAGGGGUUUCGCUAACCAAGCUGCUCAAUUUCGGAAUCCCCAUUUCUCCACUCUAGUCGAUAAUCACCCAAAGCUCGUGGAGUAUCGAUUUACUUAUUUUCGAUUUGAUCCCUCUUUUUUGUUUUUCGUCGAGAAUUUGUAAAUGUUCGUUUUUUUCGUUAAUUUCUGUUAAAUCGCCAAUUCUUUUAUGCCGAGUGCUGAUGGCGCUUCCUCUCGGCAAGCUCUCGCUCAUCGUUGGUGCAGGCCUUGUGGGAUCGGUUCUUGCUAAGGAGGGCCGGAUAUCUAAUGUUUCGGACUUUUUCUCUGGUGCAUUUAAGAUUAUUUUCAAGCAACUUAAACAAGAUGGUCCAGCUACUUCCCAACCCAAACCGCGAAAUGAUUCUUUGAUGCAACAGGUUAACAGCCUGCGAGAAGAGCUGCAACUAUUGGCAUCAAAUAGAUCUGUUACGAUUGUUACUGGAGAACGAUCAGCAUCUGGAAAAUAUGGAAUAGUAAUUAUUACCAUAGUUGUUGGAUAUGGCUACAUCUGGUGGAAGGGCUGGAAGAUUUCUGAUAUGAUGUUUGCAACAAGGCGUGGCUUAAAUGAUGCAUGUUCUUCUGUAGCUAAACAGCUUGAUACCGUUUACUCCUCCGUUUCGGUUACUAAGAGAGAUCUGUCCUCAAGAAUUAACCGAGUAGGUUGUAAAAUUGAUGAGGCUGCUGAUGAUACAACAGCAACAAAAGAGACGAUGUCUGUAGUGCGAGGUGAAGUGAAAUCGCUUGAUUCAAAAUUGAAGAAUGUUACUCAUGUAGUGCAGUCACUGAAAACUAGGGUUAACAUGAUGGUAGUGAGACAGAACGGACUGAACUCUGGAGUGGAGAACUUGGUAGGCUUCGGCUAUGCAUGGAAUCUUGAAAACAGUAAAAGCAUGGAGCAAAUCGGGGGAGCUGCAUCUAGUUUCCCCAAGCUUGCUCUUGAAGAUUCAAAAGCAUCUCCAUCAAGGACUGUCUCUUUGCCCAUCGAGGCUUUAGGUAAGACACUGUCACCAUCUACUGCUAACGGAUCCCUUGAGAAACGGGUUCCAUCUGUGCCUCCUGCUUCAGGCCUUAAGGAGCUCUACGGAAUGUCAGAUGUUGGAGUGUUGGAACCAAGCUGUCCUCUGGGUUCAAAUGGGAUUCAUGCUUCUGAAGAGACAAAUAUAGACAACUCGAGUGGUCGUUUGGUUGGAAGAUUUUCAGGAUUGUUUGCAAGAAGCCGCAGUACGGUGCCGUCUGCCAAGUAGAGUAGGUUGUAGAUUGCGAUCACCAGAACCAAUUUAGGAUAUAAAUUAGUUGAUCCGAGGAGGGCCUUCUUCUAUGUUAGGUUUAUCUCCUCCUAUAUAGUCUAUAUAUAUGAUCACCCGAAUUUUGUAGUCUAUGCCUAUAUCACACAUUAGCUCAACUUCUGCUAAGUUGUUUUAGAAACUGAUGGGAGAAAGGUAAAUAAAACAAAACCCUCAUGACUUUUAUA
This is a messenger RNA of Salvia miltiorrhiza (redroot sage), 1591 nucleotides long. RefSeq lists its product as uncharacterized. The record is from RefSeq and is a predicted model, not a curated record. The transcript has 13 exons. Bases 303 to 1364 code for a protein of 353 amino acids. NCBI's taxonomy places the organism in Eukaryota, Viridiplantae, Streptophyta, Magnoliopsida, Lamiales, Lamiaceae.